Mycosarcoma maydis (corn smut) is the source of this 1356-nucleotide messenger RNA. RefSeq lists its product as uncharacterized. The coding region runs from base 1 to 1356 and encodes 451 amino acids. Gene Ontology annotation, cellular component: nucleus. Gene Ontology annotation, biological process: regulation of DNA-templated transcription. The record is from RefSeq and is a predicted model, not a curated record. Gene Ontology annotation, molecular function: DNA-binding transcription factor activity, RNA polymerase II-specific; zinc ion binding. The transcript is spliced from 2 exons. Lineage: Eukaryota; Fungi; Basidiomycota; Ustilaginomycetes; Ustilaginales.
AUGGCGCCUUAUCAGUCGGUGUCGGGCGCUUGGCAGCUUGCUUUGACCUACUCGGACGAUCGAAGGCACGACGAUCAUCACUCGGGGGACGCAGGCGUGGAUGGAUGCUCGACGUCGCGCAGUCAGUCUUGCUCUAGCGGCGGCAAUAAACGACGCAAAGAGAUGGCUUGCCAGUGGUGUCGCCAUAGGAAGAUACGCUGUACCGGGGGUCUUCCAUGCGAUAGCUGUGAAAGACUUGGCAAACACUGCGUCUACGUCAAGGUGCCAAGGGAAGUGAACGAUCAGCUUCGUAAAAAGAAACGAGCGAGGCAGCUCCAAAAAGACGCCGAAAGGGCAGCGGCUCGUAACGCCUCUCACAGUAACCACAGGAUCCAGGCUAUGCAUCCUUACUGGCACAGCGAUGAUUUUGCGCCUGGCACAUUCAACUGUUCGCGAAGCGCGUCAGCGGUGAGGGGCGAGAUGUAUGGAAGUUGCGACGCUAGCAGCGGCAGAAUUUCACUCGGGGCGACGGCACCUCGUUUGCCCGAGGUGCAUCCUCAUGCGGCGAGCAGCGCGGAUGGGGUCGGUAUGAUGGCGGCGCACGCGCACCAAGCAUACGGCAGUGGCGCAGUGAGCGCCAACGCGGGGUUGGAUGUAGGCAGCGGAUCAAAUGGCUCGAACAAGGGUUUGGUGACAGCCGCGGCUACAGCAAGAAGCGUGUCGAGCGCACAGACGUAUGCACAGAGGUCGAGCAUCGACGCUACAUCGUACUCAUCUUGGCCGGCUGAAGCUCGAUCGUGUUACGAUGAGCGUUUUUCGGAGCCAGGCUGGUAUAAUUCUGACAUGGAGGCAGCAGGCAUCAUGCGCACAGAGGCGCGAUUGAGCUCGGCGGACUCGAACAAGUACGCUGAUGAACAAGCGGUGCGGACUACUGUGCACGGCGCAUUGGCAGCUACACAAGAGAAUAUGUGGACUGGGGCGGGAGCAGCGUUUUUCAGCGCGCACGAUGAGGGUAGCGUGCGUACAGCUUGGUUGUCGGCUUACGCGGUCGCGCAGUGUAGUGAGUCGCCGCAGUCGUCGUACAGCCUGAGGAGGACGCCGAGGAGUAACUACACGUGCUCGCCGGUGCCGACGCUGGACAGGACGGCGGGGAGCGUGGGCAUGCGCGCUUCGCCUGCCAUGCUGUCGGAUACCGAGAUGAGCAGCAGCUCACAACACCAGUACGACUAUCUGGCUGACCCGUCCAUGCCGGCAGGUCAGAUGAAGCUUGCGCACAUGGACAUGGACGACGUGACGCAUGGCUUCCGGCGUUGGCAAACUGCUCGUUGUACCAGCGACGCCUAUACAGCUGCUGGGCACCUCGAGUGGUCGGGCUGA